AUGGAUAUAACUACAGUUUUUGGUUUGAAUUAUAAUGAAGGAAGGAGCAAUUCACCUGCUGAUACUAUAAACCAAUGGAGUGAAGGAUUAGUUAACAACAAAGGCAAAACUGAUGCAUUGUCGGCGGUAAAAUUGGACCCGGCAGUAUUGGAAGCUCAAGUAACCAUUGAUACGGUUCCCAAUACACCCAAUUACGGAUCCGAAGGGUCCUUUAACGAGCAGACCGUGGAAAAAGAACCAUCGCAAAUGAACUUUGAAGAGACGUUGAUUAAUUUGCAAGAAAACUCUCUGCUCAACCUGUCAUCGCAGCAAUGCGCUCUCCUGCUGAUCUACGUGAAUAACCUGAGGAGGCAACGUAUCCAGUUUCAGAACCAUGGUGAAUGCGCUUUCUGCAAGAGCAGCGGCCAGUCUGCUAUGUGCUACACGAGCCACAGCCUGAGGGACGGGAGCGGGAGGAUCCGGUGCCCGAUGCUGCGCGCCCUCAGAUGCCCACGAUGCGGGGAGAGCGGGGAUCGGGCGCACACGCCGAAAUACUGCCCCAUCAAGAGGAGA
Iphiclides podalirius (scarce swallowtail) is the source of this 552-nucleotide messenger RNA. The record is from the annotation of a GenBank genome assembly. NCBI's taxonomy places the organism in Eukaryota, Metazoa, Arthropoda, Insecta, Lepidoptera, Papilionidae.